CUGAGGAAUUUUAUUUACAGAUACACAGUGCUGUUGAUGUGCUUUAUUAAACUCUCCUUCAUACGUGACAUUUAUGCAAAAUGAGUUUUAACGUGAAUUAAACAAAUAACUUGCUCUGAAGGGGUUUCCCUAGAUAAAAAGUGUCUUAUUUUGGUGUCAGGUGAUAUAAGAAUCCCCAUCUGGGGCUGUUGCUGCAAUAACCUCCCAAAACCUCCCUUUGCAGCCAAGCUGUGUUUAAUCCAGACUUUAUGUCUUUGACUUGGGCCAGGGAAGACAAAUUUCUCUGUACAAGUAAAAUUAAUAACAGUUUAAAUCAUAUUAUAUGAGAUAACGCAUUCUGAGUACAAAUUAAUGCAUGUGGACUGUGUUUUCCAAGCAGGAACUGUGCAGAGGAUGGGAUGUCCUCAGUCUACUGGAAUUCUACCAGCAUGUAAAUAAAACCAAACCGGCAUUAAAAACAACUAGCUGAGAUAAUUCCUUAGAAUUUUCCAAAAUCUUUUGCAGCAUCCCCCAUUAUUUUUAAGAGCUUUUUCUCAGUAAAAUCCUCCAAGGGUCAAAACUGGCCAGGAGACAGAAACACAACAAUGAUUUUGAGGUGAAAGGAAGAACAGAGGGAAAGAUUUCUGAUCCCACCAUCAGCUGCUCGUCCUGUGGAGUGGAUUUAAGAAGAGAGAAAAUGUUCCUGCCCCAGAGGUCUCUGCAGACAGUUACAUUUUUGGCAAUUCUUUUUUUUGCCUGUUUUGCAAUGUGUCAAGAGAUUGAAAACAGAAGAGCAGUGACAGAGCACCAGCUCCUGCAUGACAAAGGGAGGGCCUUCCAAGGGCUGAAGCGCCUGCUGUGGCUCCACGACGCCCUGGGCACGGUGCACACAGCCAGCAGCAGGGACAUCCCGCCCCCAAAUGCCACGUGGGAUGUGCAGAAGAGCCCAAAUCCCUCAGAGCUCCACAGCAGCAUCGAUGGAGACGAGACUUCCAGCCUGAUGAAGCAGCUGCUGGAGCUGACGGAAGCACAGGGGUUCCUCCCGUUGGAUUUGAAGAGCCCAAAGGGGAACUGGAACCCACGGGGCCUUUUUGAGCUGCUCCAAAGCAAAGAGCUGGGCAGCAGGAGAAAUCCCAGCACGCAGCCCCAGGACUAUUCCCGUUAGCCCUCAACCCCCCCCUGGGCUGUCCCUUGCUUUACACGUGUGCUCUUGUAGGGAAAAGCUCCAGCACAAAGGUGAACUGCAAAAUAAAGAUAAUUAACUGCA
Molecule: messenger RNA, 1246 nt
Organism: Chiroxiphia lanceolata (lance-tailed manakin)
Lineage: Eukaryota; Metazoa; Chordata; Aves; Passeriformes; Pipridae
Product: parathyroid hormone 4-like
Exons: 3
Coding region: 677-1144 (155 amino acids)
Biological process (GO): bone mineralization; adenylate cyclase-activating G protein-coupled receptor signaling pathway; regulation of chondrocyte differentiation
Cellular component (GO): extracellular region
Molecular function (GO): peptide hormone receptor binding; hormone activity
Source: RefSeq, a predicted model, not a curated record